This is a messenger RNA of Rodentolepis nana, 204 nucleotides long. The record is from the annotation of a GenBank genome assembly. NCBI's taxonomy places the organism in Eukaryota, Metazoa, Platyhelminthes, Cestoda, Cyclophyllidea, Hymenolepididae.
AUGAUGUCUGAGGAUACGUGUGGGGUGCUGGGGAGGCCAAAAGUACAGUUGGAGACCAAGCAACCCACCAUUCUUGCACUCUCACUAGCCACUUUCGCCCAACACAUCAAAGAUGCCCUUGAUGCAGUCUUCCAACACAUCAAAGAUGCCAUUGAUGCAAGAAAUAUGCUGUUUUCGUCGAUUUCAAAUCAGCAUAUGACUUAG